Trypanosoma cruzi is the source of this 1413-nucleotide messenger RNA. RefSeq lists its product as uncharacterized. The record is from RefSeq and is a predicted model, not a curated record. Lineage: Eukaryota; Euglenozoa; Kinetoplastea; Trypanosomatida; Trypanosomatidae. The coding region runs from base 1 to 1413 and encodes 470 amino acids. The transcript has a single exon.
AUGAGAUGGUCUCUGGCGUUACGCAAGGUCACAAGGGUGCCUACGCGCAGCGUAGUUUUGGCUGAUGCGCUUCGUUAUCACCCACGGUAUUCCGUUCCUCGAAAGAUGGUGCUAAGCAACUCCUUCAACACCGUCGAUGAGAAAAACCGAUUUCUUUCUUUGCGACUCAUUUUGGAAAAGCUAAGUGGAAACGUCGGAAGGAGGCAAUACCGUAUGAUGUGUGACAUUACUCGACACUUUGAAAGACUGAAGGAGGAGGGGAUUGACUGGCACGAACUGAAGUGGUUAAAUCGCACUGAACUCAUGGAUCUUUUUGAUAAUAUUCUUUCUCUCUCGCGCACGGAACGAGCUGUUCUUCUUCCUGCCAUUGAGGCGAAGAUUUGUGGGGUACUUCGUCGUUCCGAUACGAGACACUCCACAUCGAUAUGUGUCAACCAAGGCGUGGCGGAGCAUGGAUGGCGUUGCGGACUCUAUGGCCAUACAAAUGAUGUUUACUUUGAGGGAAAGGCGAAGGCAAAUCCUACUGUGCUGCAAAUAUAUCAUCGUUCUUCCGUUCGUAGUGUUGAGCGGUCUGGUGUACGUGUUGAGGUGAGGACAGCACCUGAUUUCUCAGUUGUGGGUCGUUUUAGUCAUCCGCUUAGUCCACGUGUCUGGAGCACACCAGAGAACCCGGUUUUUCAAGUAUCCACGAUUGGAUACGAGUUCCGCGUUCAUCCAGAGGAUCCGCGAGUGGUUCCACAGAUUGAGGCAGCAGCGCGAGAGUGGGAGCUUCAUGCGGCAGUUACACAACAGGUGGUGUGGGAAAUGUUGGAAAUGUAUGCCGUGGAGCGUAAUCCACAGCCACUAGAACUAAAGUCAGGUGAGAUGGGUGCUCCGGAUUGCCCAAGUUUGUAUUCUAGUGCAUUCACUGUGCGACAUGAUUCCAUUGCUGGAAGUUCUGAUGAACAGGGUGCGGUAACGGAGCAACGCAUGAUUUCAACGGAUGGCCAUGAGGUACCGUGGUUCAAGGAACCAUUGACACAAAAGUUUGAGGGUGGUAUUCCCGUUAUUUUGCCUUUUGCCCCCUCUAUUGUCGUGAAGAGCUCCUUUCGUCAAGUCACACGUACUUUUCCUGUAGAUGUGGAGCGUCAAUUGCUGCAGCCAGUUGUUGACGUUACUUGUUUUGUGCACCCUCAAGCCUGUUUUUGGUGGAGUGAGGAAGAUGAAGAGCGAUGCCUCAAUCACAUUGUUGAAUACGCCAAACGUAUACCCUAUGCUCUUCCCUUCAACUUGUAUCUUCGUGUAGACACCACGAAGGAUUUUCGAGAUGCCCCAAGCAGGGUGGAGGAAAUGGAAAAACGUCUUGCCGAGAAGUCCCAUUACUUUAAUCUUCGACGCUUUCGUGAAUCUACUGCAGCAAAUUCCGAGAAGUAA